CUUUACCUCAGAGUCAAGCCAAUAAAAAAGCAGGGCUGUGAGGAACUUGGCCUGGUGAGCUUCAUCCAACACAAUCUUUGCAUUCAUGACAACUUUACCCAUCAGAAGUGUGAAAAUUGCUUAUUGGAUGAUUUAAGAAAAAAGGCAGAGAAAUGGGGAUCCAUCAUUAUAGGAACAGACUAUCUCCCUUGCAGAGGAGCCAAUGAGGGGAGUGUAACGUCUUCAGAGAGUGAGAGGCACACAGACUGAAAGAUGUUCUAUUCAGGUAUCCUCACCGAGCCUAGUCGGAAGGAAGUGGAGAUGAGGGAAGCUGCAUCUCUCCGACAACAGAGGAGAAUGAAGCAGGCAGUGCAAUUUAUUCACAAGGAUUCAGCUGAUCUGCUACCUCUGGAUGGACUGAAGAAACUGGGGACUUCCAAAGACACUCAACCACAUAACAUUCUGCAAAGACGUUUAAUGGAGACAAAUUUAUCAAAAUUACGAAACAACCGAGGGACAUGGACUCCAAAGAACGACAUCUCAGCACAGACCAAUAAGCUGAAUCAAACCAAGCCAGACAACCCAAAGAAAAAGGAGGAAGAAGAGUUAAUAUUAGUGUGCUGUCAGUGUGCUGGAAAGGACUUGAAAGCUGUGAUUGACACCAGUUGUCAGUAUAAUCUCAUAUCGUCCGCAUGUUUGGAUAGACUGGGGUUAAAGGAGCAUAUCAAAACAUACAAGACUGAAGGUGUGAAGAUUUCAUUACCACGCAAUAUGAAAGUGAUUGGCCAGAUAGAACAUUUAGCUGUUACAGUGGGAACUAUCCACGUGGACUGUUCUGCAGUUGUCACAGAAGAAAAUGAGAAAAACUUCUCCCUUGGGCUUCAGACCUUGAAAUCUCUGAAGUGUGUCAUAAAUAUGGAAAAGCAUCACCUUGUACUGGGGAAGACAGAGAGAGAAGAAAUCCCAUUUGUUGAUAAUAACAUCUCCACAAAUGGAGAGAACUCUUCUGAGGAAUAAAGACGGAAACACUCACAAAUGAGAAACCCUGACAUCAAAGCAAAGCUGUGCAGCUGUUCCAGAGGAAAUUGCAACAUGUAUAAUUGAUAACACCUAUGCUAGGCUAGGGCUGUAAAGCUAAAUUAAAUCAUAUUCAGUAGCCAGUAA
Messenger RNA from Mauremys reevesii (Reeves's turtle), 1143 nucleotides. RefSeq names its product nuclear receptor interacting protein 3 (gene NRIP3). The coding region runs from base 253 to 996 and encodes 247 amino acids. The transcript is spliced from 10 exons. Lineage: Eukaryota; Metazoa; Chordata; Testudines; Geoemydidae. Gene Ontology annotation, biological process: proteolysis. Gene Ontology annotation, molecular function: aspartic-type endopeptidase activity. The record is from RefSeq and is a predicted model, not a curated record.